This is a messenger RNA of Drosophila serrata, 770 nucleotides long. It is a transcript of the gene Pop4, whose product is annotated as ribonuclease P/MRP subunit POP4. Gene Ontology annotation, molecular function: ribonuclease P RNA binding. The record is from RefSeq and is a predicted model, not a curated record. Gene Ontology annotation, cellular component: ribonuclease MRP complex; ribonuclease P complex. NCBI's taxonomy places the organism in Eukaryota, Metazoa, Arthropoda, Insecta, Diptera, Drosophilidae. Gene Ontology annotation, biological process: tRNA 5'-leader removal; rRNA processing.
GUUUUGAUUUUGUUUUUGUUUUUUCAUGUUUUUGCAAAUGGACCACGCGACUAGCAAUUUGAAGGAAUUCAUCACUGACUUGGUUAUUCCGCACCACCGUCGAAAUGUGGCCAUCAACGAGGACCACAUAACCAUGCUGGAGGGCAGUAAGAUCAAGAAGCAGCAUUCCCGCAAGCGGCGUGCCCACAAAUCGACAACGUUGACCAGGAAGGAGUACGCGAAGCUCGGAUUGAAUACACUGCCCACCAAGCAGAUGAAGUACGAGGAAGCCCUGCCGCUGCAUAAUCUGUGGAAGGGCUACGUCCGCGAGCACCUGGCAUUGCGGGAGGGCGGCGAGGUGCCCCAAGUCCAUGAUCCCCGCUACGAUGAGUUCAGCAAGCAGUUGGUAAAGUUGGAUUUGCACGGCGCCAAGUUGAGAGUCACGCAGUCCAAGUGCAGCACCCUGGAGAAUCUGUCCGGUAUCUGUGUGAUGGACACCAAGAAUGUGUUGAAGCUCCUGGGUAAGGAUCACCGGCUGCGAACCAUACCCAAGAGUGAGUGCGUUUUUGGCCUGACGGUGGGCAACAUGGAGUUCACCAUCUUUGGUCAGCAUUUAAAUAUCCGACCAGCGGAGCGUAGUGUCAAGAAGAUCAAGAACUAUGUGGAGCCGUUCAUGUAACUGACCUAAGCAGUGUAUUAGUGUUAAGAAUUAAAUUAAUUACUCAUUUAAAAUUAUAAAAUUUGGGAAGAAAGCUGUUUUUCCACUGGAAAGUCCCUGAAUUUUUGCCAAA